UGCUUUCUUACUCUCACUGCAAAAGUCAUUGCUUAGGAAGACUAGAAAUUAGAAAAAAUAUAAGCUUGGAAAAAUAAUUGCAUCCUGAAGGUGUGCUCUUUCAGUGGAGUUUUAAACUACUGGAGGCUUGGUAAAUAUUUGGCAUUUAUUUAUGCAUGUUUUCUUUCUCCUGCUAUACAUCAUCUUUGAAAUACUAAACAUAAAAUUAACACUGUUGCGCCACAGACAAACAUUUGUCAUUGUUGUUAUGGUUUUUUUAGCAACAUUAGGAAAAAGGAAGUCUGUGAGGGAAUGUUUGAAGUCGAGUAUUAUUAUGUUGUGCUAACUCUUAAAAGCAAAAUUUAUUAGUGACUGAAAUAGAGAAUGUUACUGAGCAAGAGUUUAAAAAGUUGGCAUUUUUUAUUAUUGUUCAAUUGCAUAAACGCAAUUUGCAGAUUUUGCAGAUUUGAAGGUAUAGUUCUUUAUAUAGGCAAAGCCAGUUAAAAAUCCAAUUAUUAACCUGACUGUCCUCUGAAACUGUCCAAAUAUAAUGUUGUUCCAGAUGUUAGCAGUGCUGUUCCAUGUUUAUACUAUUCUCUCAGCAGCUGUUAAACUGUUUGAAAAAAUUACUCAGAUGGGUGGUAGUGGUAUUUAAUGCAGAAUCCACCCUCAAAAGGGUGGAUUACAUAAUGUAGGGGUAAUUACAUAAACAUAGCCCAAAAAGUAUCAUUUUAUCAGGAGAGCAAACCAAAGAACAUUCCUUCAGCCUGAUGUAAAUUAGAAAGGGUAAAUGCUAUCAUAGCCUCUUGACAGAAUAGGCUGUAUUGACUCUUACUACAUAUUUUUUUAAUCAAGAGAUAUAAAAUUACACAACCCUUUUUUUUUUCUCUUCCUUGUCCAUCCAUCUACAAAUGAGAAAUCUAAUCCUGCUAAUGCGUGUGCACAUGCGUAGCUUCACUUGUGUGAGUAAUCCUUUCAAAGUGGGAGAACUACUUUUUUGGAGGAAAGAAAGCAACUCUGCAGCAUGACAUUUGAAGAUUUUGAGAACUAUUCUUAUUUCUACGACCUGUCUGAGGAAGAUGAGUCACCCCAGUCUUCCCUCAGCAUUGCCCAUAUUAUUUCCCUUUUCUUUUACAGUGUGGCAUUUCUGCUGGGAGUGCCAGGUAAUGCCAUUGUCAUCUGGUUUAUGGGCUUUAAAUGGGAUAAAUCUGUUUCUACCCUCUGGUUCCUCAAUCUGGCCAUUGCAGAUUUCAUUUUUGUUCUCUUCCUGCCCCUCUAUAUUACAUACGUGGCAAUGGGCUUCCACUGGCCUUUUGGGAAGUGGCUCUGCAAAAUGAACUCAUUCAUUGCACUACUUAAUAUGUUUGCCAGUGUUUUCUUCCUGACGUUCAUCAGCCUUGACCGCUACAUCCGCCUUGUCCACCCAGUCUUUUCCUACAAGUAUCGGACUGUGAGGAACACCCUUGUUCUCAGUGGGGUCAUUUGGAUGUCAGCUGCAAUUAUUGGUGGCCCUGCUUUAUACUUUAAAGACACAGCUACAAUUCUCAACAAUGUCACCAUUUGCUACAACAACUUCCACGUGCACGACAGAGAACUUAUUUUGCUGACACAUCACAUUCUCAUUUGGGUGAGGCUUGUGUUUGGUUACCUCUUCCCUUUAGUGACCAUGGUCAUUUGCUACUCAUUGCUGAUUGUCAAAGUGAAGAGGAGAACUGUAUUGACUUCCAGCAGGCUUUUUUGGACCAUCAUUGCUGUAGUUGUGGCUUUUUUUGUUUGCUGGACACCGUAUCACAUAUUCAGCAUCGUGGAGCUGUCUGCUCACCAUGACGAAAACUUGCAUGACUUACUGCAGGAUAGCAUUCCCCUCUCCACUGGCCUUGGUUUCAUCAACAGUUGCCUCAAUCCAAUCCUCUAUGUUCUGAUAAGCAAAAAGUUCCAGGCCCAGGUCAAGACAACAGUCUCUGAGGUGCUGAAACUGGCUCUGUGGGAAGUGAGCCGCUCGGGAACUGUCAGCGAGCAGCUGUGGAGCUCAGACAACAGCCACGCGCCUGUGCAUUAUUGUGAAACUGCCCAGUGACUGUUCUCGUCACCAUCCCUCUCCAGAAGAGCUGACAGGAGAUUUGGAGGUGUUCUUGACUUUACAUCUGACAGUCAGAUGUGCAUCUUUGCAUAUACAGUUUUCUAUAAACAGCUGGCUUAACUGCACUUGCUGCUUUAAUGGAAAGGUUUUUAACGGACACAUCAUUUGGGUGUGGUGUCCUUGCAAUGCACAUACAGCCUGAUCUGAAAGUUGUCAGCAUAAGUGGAAUUACUCCAACUGGGUUUUUUUAAUCCCAUUGUUUUGCUAUGGUUCCAUACCUCACUGAUAUCAAAAGAGCACAUAAUAAAAAUAUUCCUCCUUGCCAUCACUGAUACCUCUCGUUUGAGGCAUUCUCAUCCAAGAGGUUGUGGCCAUACAUCAGGGGGCCAUGAGUCCUAAUUGUCUAGUGCUGCCUCAAGUAGGAAUCACCUAGCUACAUCCCAGCUAGGUGAAGCUAUCCCAGCUAAGAGAAGUGGCUCCACUCUGCAGCUGGAGAAGAAUCCGAAGGCAGAGAACACUGAAUUGCUGCCUUCUCUUGGCAAAAAAGAAAAAUAGGGAAAUAAAAUCUGUCUUCUCCCAAUGCUCUUUAUCUUAUACCCAAAAUUAAGACAGGAGACCCUGUGAUUUCUGAUCCCUUAAUUCUUGUGCUUUUAGCAUUAGCUGGGUGCGAAAUACUGAGCAGAUGUUUCGUAUAGAUAUUAGGUUAAUUUGAAAUGUGCAAAGAAUUAGUGGGAAUAUUUCUUGCAGAAGCUGAGAUUAAAGGUCCUGUGCCAUACUUCUUCUUUUAUGUUUUAGUUUUUAGGCUUAUAGAGGUUUACAACUUUUAGGUUUACAGAGGUUGUUCUUUACUGCUCUGUCAAGCAAAGGUAAAGAAAUUAUAUAACAUUUUGUUUGCCUUAAUGUCAAGCUUCAAAAAAUGGGUGGAGUGAACUCAACAGUAUUCUGUUACAAGUCUGUAGACAAAUUUGUACUUCAUUGCCGAAUGAGAGGCAAGACAGUUCAUCCAGGAAAUGGAGUCCACUCCCAUAAGAAAGAUGAAGUAGUCCCAGUUAUGCUGUAUUCUGUUCCAACUUGUUGCUUGCUUCAGAAUCACAUGCACCAAUGCAAAUAUAUAUACGUACAGAUAUGCUAUGUGGAGUGAACCAAUAUCUCAUGCAACACCACUUGAUUAAAAAGUUGAAUGUGGGAGGAAACUCCACUAAAAGAAAAAACAUAGAGGCUUGGGUAAAUUUGAACUGGUUUUAACUUGCUAUUGGCUUAGGUAUAUAGAAUAAAAUUGCCUUUCAGAUAAUCUACCUAGUUUCUACGGCCUGCCAGCACACAUUAGUAGCAUUUAUACUGUAAUUGAGGCCUUAUAUGUAAAUAGAUUUGCAUUUGUAUGAAAUAUAUAUAUGUAUGCAUGACCACACCCAGUACUGGUAGCUGUAUGAAUAGAAACAGUCUGAAUGUGUUCUUUAACUAUUUCUUUGGGCUCUGGUUUCAGAGCCUGGGAGAGUCAGGCAGGAUCAGUGGAAUUUCAGUGUAUUUCACUUUGGGCUGGAAAGCUGGUAAGCAGCACUCCUUUGAGUCAUUUACUGCCUGGUACAUAGUUACUCAUCAUAAUAUUUUGGCACUGUGCUGCUGAAUAUGCCUAAAUGAAACAUCUUGGAGUUUUUCUUCACAUGUUCCCUGACAUCUUUCUAGGAAUGAUGUACUUCCUGACUGCAGUCCAAG
Molecule: messenger RNA, 3772 nt
Organism: Myiozetetes cayanensis
Lineage: Eukaryota; Metazoa; Chordata; Aves; Passeriformes; Tyrannidae
Gene: CMKLR2
Product: chemerin chemokine-like receptor 2
Exons: 2
Coding region: 1004-2056 (350 amino acids)
Biological process (GO): phospholipase C-activating G protein-coupled receptor signaling pathway; inflammatory response; positive regulation of cytosolic calcium ion concentration
Cellular component (GO): plasma membrane
Molecular function (GO): G protein-coupled receptor activity; complement receptor activity
Source: RefSeq, a predicted model, not a curated record